AUGAACGGACCGGGCCGGGAAGUACUGGGUGAACGGCAGUACCAGGCUCCCAGGGAAGUACUGGAUGAACGGCAGUACCAGGCUCCCAGGGAAGUACUUGGUGAACGGCAGUACCAGGCUCCCAGGGAAGUACUGGGUGAACGGCAGUACCAGGCUCCCAGGGAAGUACUAGAUGAACGGCAGGACCAGGCUCCCAGGGAAGUACUAGAUGAACGGCAGUACCAGGCUCCCAGGGAAGUACUUGGUGAACGGCAGUACCAGGCUCCCAGGGAAGUACUUGGUGAACGGCAGUACCAGGCUCCCAGGGAAGUACUUGGUGAACGGCAGUACCAGGCUCCCAGGGAAGUACUAGAUGAACGGCAGUACCAGGCUCCCAGGGAAGUACUGGAUGAACGGCAGUACCAGGCUCCCAGGGAAGUACUAGAUGAACGGCAGUACCAGGCUCCCAGGGAAGUACUUGGUGAACGGCAGGACCAGGCUCCCAGGGAAGUACUGGAUGAACGGCAGGACCAGGCUCCCAGGGAAGUACUAGAUGAACGGCAGUACCAGGCUCCCAGGGAAGUACUGGGUGAACGGCAGUACCAGGCUCCCAGGGAAGUACUAGAUGAACGGCAGUACCAGGCUCCCAGGGAAGUACUGGGUGAACGGCAGUACCAGGCUCCCAGGGAAGUACUAGAUGAACGGCAGUACCAGGCUCCCAGGGAAGUACUGGGUGAACGGCAGUACCAGGCUCCCAGGGAAGUACUGGGUGAACGGCAGUACCAGGCUCCCAGGGAAGUACUGGGUGAACGGCAGUACCAGGCUCCCAGGGAAGUACUGGGUGAACGGCAGUACCAGGCUCCCAGGGAAGUACUGGGAAAUAAACAUGGAACAGGAAAUAUUAUCAAUAUUUCCUGUUAA
Molecule: messenger RNA, 900 nt
Organism: Procambarus clarkii (red swamp crayfish)
Lineage: Eukaryota; Metazoa; Arthropoda; Malacostraca; Decapoda; Cambaridae
Source: RefSeq, a predicted model, not a curated record